GCUCACGGAGAUGAGAAAAUUAGAGUGAAAAAAUCUUCUGGAUAUAUUUAUGUUAACGAAACGUGUUCCUGUUUUUGCAGGAUUUCAACGUACGACAUUUCUGUGAAUUCUGUUGCUGCUUUUCCUCGAUUUCGGGACAAGACAGGAUUCUGCAUCAGUUGGUGAUAUUCAAGAAACCCAGGAAUUUUCUUAUCCCACUGGAUGGAGUUUUCAUAGAUUAAAUCAUUGUUUUUCUGGAGAUCUCAUUAUUGUCACACCUGCUGCAUUAUAGAUUGGAUGGACAUACAGGUUGUGACUUCAAAGAUGAAUCGAUAGAGGAAGUUAUCAACUGUGAACAACAAGUCCAAGGGACAGGCCUUCCAACAAGUGGCAGAAAAUGGAUAAUCUCCCUUUGACGUGAUCCUGAAAUAAUGAGAAACUGUCAACAGAUGUCGCUAUGGCGUAUCAGUGGCAAAAACUAAGUCCUGCUCAAUUCCAUCAGCUUCAGGAGUACACCUCGUAUUCAUCACGUAAACUGAAAGAUGUACUGGAAGAAUUCAACGGAGAUGGUGUGCUGUCAAAGUACAACUCAGAAGGGCCAAUCGGAUACGAGGGUUUCAGUUUGUUCAUGGAGACGUACCUUGAUGCAGAAGUGCCAGAGGAACUAUGCAAACAUCUCUUCCUGUCAUUUAUGAAGAAACCGUCGCCACAGACAGGCACUGUGGGGUCAGCAUCCACAUCCAGCCAUCCCUCUGGAACAAACAACUCUGGACCAGACAAAGCCAUCGGGGAGUCUGACCCUGCCUCCGAGGGCAUCAAUCAUUCACGGUCAUCCUCAAAGAAAUCCAACCAUAGUGUACAGACACAACACAAUGGUCACUCCAUGGACUCCAUCGACCCCUGGGUGCGACAGUCCAACUCCAGUCUACUGCGGGCCAGUACUGCUGUGGAGCUUAAGUCUGUACGGAACCGGUCCACCAGUGCAGACAUCAAGUCUGGUCACAUUUACCUGAAGGAUCUGGUGUGUUACCUGUCUCUACUGGAGGCGGGGCGACCUGAGGACAAGCUUGAGUUCAUGUUUCGUCUGUACGAUGCUGAUGGUAAUGGCCUGCUGGACUCAAGUGAGCUAGAUGCCAUUGUAAAUCAGAUGAUGUCAGUUGCUGAGUACCUCGGUUGGGAUGUGUCAGAGCUCAAACCUAUUUUACAGGACAUGAUGGUGGAGAUAGAUUACGACUCUGAUGGCACUGUCACACUAGAGGAGUGGAAAAGAGGUGGGAUGACCACUAUACCUCUUCUGGUUCUACUAGGUCUUGAUUCAAAUGUAAAAGAUGAUGGAAACCACACUUGGAGGCUGAAGCAUUUCAAUAAGCCCGCCUACUGUAAUCUUUGUCUCAACCUACUGGUGGGGCUGGGCAAGCAGGGAUUGUGUUGUACAUUUUGUAAAUACACUGUACAUGAGAGAUGUGUUCAUCGGGCACCUGCCUCCUGUAUCACAACCUACGUCAAGUCAAAGAAAACAUCCCAGGGGGAACCAGAGGCUAUGACCCACCAUUGGGUUGAGGGUAACUGUUCUGGAAAAUGUGACAAGUGUCGUAAAUCUGUAAAAAAUGGUGUGACAGGCCUUCAUUGUCGCUGGUGCCACACAACGUUACAUAACAAAUGUGCAUCACAAGUGAAGCCCGAGUGUGACCUUGGAAUUAUGAGAGACCACAUACUACCACCCACUUCUAUAUGUCCUGCUGUACUGGAGCGUCAAAGGACAGGGUCUGCAGGUGGAAAGAAUGAGAAGAAAGGAGUGACACGGACAAACUCCACCACAUUUGACGUGUCUGGCAGCACGCCGGGUCAAAACUCAUUUCAAAUUACCCCAGUCCAUGGUAGUCAUCCUCUUCUUGUCUUCAUCAAUCCCAAAAGUGGGGGCAAACAGGGUACAAAAAUUUUAAGAAAAAUGCAGUACCUGUUAAAUCCGCGCCAAGUACAUGAUAUGAUCAAACAAGGCCCGAUGCCUGGGCUACAGUUUUUCAAGGAUGUACCAGGAGUACGGGUGUUGGUGUGUGGUGGCGAUGGCUCAGUUGGCUGGCUCAUUGAGGCAAUGGAUAAGUUGAAUUAUAAGGAGAGACCUCCAGUAGCUGUACUACCGUUGGGUACUGGUAAUGACCUAGCUCGCUGUCUACGCUGGGGCGGUGGCUAUGAAGGUGAGAGCUUGAUUAAGGUCCUCCAAAGGAUUGAACAUGGUACAUCAGUAAUGAUGGACCGCUGGCAGAUAGAGUUCAGCAAACCUGAGGAGGGGGAGGAGGAAGAGGGUGACCCAAUUCCAUACAAUAUAAUCAACAAUUACUUUUCCAUAGGUGUAGAUGCAUCCAUUUGUCAUAGAUUCCAUGUAAUGCGCGAGAGACAUCCUGAAAAAUUUAAUAGCAGGAUGAAAAAUAAACUGUGGUACUUUGAAUUUGGAACGUCCGAAACAUUUGCAGCAACCUGCAAGCAUCUUCAUGAAGAUAUAGAUAUUAUGUGUGAUGGAUAUUCACUUGACCUGGCAAAUGGGCCUCGGCUGGAGGGUAUCGCUCUACUCAAUAUUCCAAGCAUUUAUGGUGGCACCAACUUAUGGGGAGAUAACCCUAGCCAGAAAAAGCGCCGGAAAGCCCAGAAAGCAGCAAAAAAAGACAAAGACAAAGAAUUUUCCACGAGUAGUAUGUCAUCUGCAGAAUUAGCCAUUUCAGUUCAAGAUGUCGGCGAUAGCAUGAUCGAGGUGGUCGGGCUGGAGAACAGUAUGCACAUGGGUCAGGUAGUCGCUGGACUUCGAGCCUCAGGUCGGCGGCUUGCUCAAUGUGGACAGGUUGUGAUCAGGACAAGGAAACGAUUCCCCAUGCAAAUAGAUGGAGAGCCAUGGUUACAACCUCCGUGUACAAUAAACAUCACUCAUAAAAACCAAGUCCCUAUGAUGAUGGGUCCCGCUUCCAACAAAAAGUCUUCACUUUUCAAAAUGUUCAAGAAAUAAAGAUACUUUUACUCAGUAUAGCCGUACAGAACGGAGCACACCAAUAAAAAAUAUGGCAGCAGUAUUUAUUUUCUCUACCGUCAUCAGUCUAGUACCCUGAUGUUUCUCCAGUGUCAAGCCUGUGGCUACUCUCAUAUUUCAUCGUCUGGCUAUUGUUCACUCUACCGAACCGUCAAGAUCGCUGCCCCCAGUGAUCUGCCAUAACCCCCAUCGUCCGGUUAAUGGUCAUUCUACCUCAGGUGACCAUUGCCAUGACUGAACGCGACAUUCAGGUGUGCUCGAUAGCACCUGUAAGCUAUUGCAGUACCUGGUCACCAUGCCUCAACCGUCAGUUUACCUGACCUGCACUUUGACCUCUCUUCCAUCGUGCGCAUUUACCUCAAUGGUCACUGCCUCACCGUGACCAUAACAUCACUCCAUCCUGUAGUUUAUGGUCACCACCCGAAAUGACCAUUACACCUCACCAAAAUUCCGUUCCGAAAAUGUCAAGAGAAUGUGUUCUUCAGCAGACCUUCCGAAAUUUCCUGUUAACUUCCAGAAUUGAAGCCUGUGUCGAAUCCUUGAGAUACACAUUCAAAUACGAACAAGGGCCAUUGUGAGGACCACAGAGGUCAUUUGCCAUAUUUUAAGCAAAAUGCCUGCUGCAUUGUGUUACAUAGUUUUGAUGGAGUAUAGGUUCGUUAUGACCAGUACUGGUGUUGUGAUAUUGAAGUACUAGUAUCAACGAACACUUUCUGAACACCUUCAAAUAUCUAUUCCGACAACCCUACAAUAAUGACACUAUUGUUGUCCUUUAGACCGUAGUCAAGCAGUUUCGACCCGUUGACAACCAUUCCCCAUUCAGUGAAGUAUAUCUGGGUUGAAUUUCUUAUUUUAGCUUGGUUUUGUUUUGUUAUAUCGAUAUUUCCCGAAUGAAGGUGUAAUCUUAAUGCCAGAUAGAUAUGCAUCGAAACAAAUUUGAUAAAAUUUGAUACAAUGAUUGCAAAACCAUGAGUGAAGUCAGCAGUAGAUAGUUGCUAAGAAGGCGCCACCAGCCAUAUAAGAUCAAAAGAGAUAUAAUACAAUGCCAUAAGUGUUGCCUCAGAUUUAAGUAUUCUGUGAAAUUUAGUUCAGAGAUUUUUCAGAUGAGCAUGAAUAUAUACAUUUGGCUGUAAAUAGCAUUGAUCAAAAGGAAAAAGGCUCUUCUUAAGAAAUGUAAGGUGUGUAACUGUUACUGUUCAAAUAGACGUAUCAGCACUUUAUCAAAGCAAGUCGAGAUCGUUGAUCUAUUAUCAACUACUGUAGAGCAUGCGGUUGAAAAAAUAGGUAAAAAUAUUUAUCAAAUUCAAGCUGUUUGAAUUUGUACUUUAAAAUUCAAUUUUAUCAACUGACUGCUUACUUGCUUGAAAAUGAUCUGUGUCAUCUGGAUUACCCUAUAGUUUUCAAUCAAAGCCAAUAACUAGAUGUUAUUUAGCCAGGUACAAGAAUAUCUGCAUUCAUGUUAUUUAUUGUUUCAGUUCUGCUCGCUUUGUAGAAUUCAAAAGAACUUAAGGCAACUUUUCAUGUUAUUUUGUAAUUAUUUGGCAAUGCACCCCUAAUAUUUUCACUAUUGCAGUCGUUACUUAAAAUUAAAGAAACACGCUAUUGAAGGCGCGACCAUUUUUUCUGUGAUAGUUUCAAUGUUCCCGGAAUCCAGGAGCAUCAUGAAAACGGGAUAUCAUUUCGCAGCAUCAUGGAAACGGGAUAUUACUUCGUAAUCGAGCACCCUUCGCUUCCAAAUAUUCCUUCUCAUUCUUCCGGACUUUUCCCACCGACUUGGGUUUAUCUAUCUUUUACUCAACAAAAUCGUUCUCUUCUGUUGUCCUAUUUUCAUUCAGUGCUCCUGGUAUUAUAUACGUUAUGAUAUAGAAAAUUCCAGAACACGUUGACAAAACUUCAAGUCGAACAGGAUUUGGUGGAAUGAUGCCAGAUCACAUACCAGUUUAUCUGGUACUUCAAAUUUUAGUCCGGUUAACAUUAUACAACGGUAACCACCGACUAUCAAUUUCGCGGGGAUAUAUUUUCGUAACUUUUUUGAAUCAGGUUACAUUUUUACGCGACCACUUCAUGCUUUCUCUGCUGUGGGGCGGUGAAACCAAAGACAUUGCUCAAGUCAGCCCUGUGGCCCCUACGUUCAAUGAAUGGAAUUAACCGUCCGUUGUCAUGGAUACUACAACAAGUGGUCUUUAGGGAUGAAAGGGAUUUGUAGCGUAGUUAAAAUUGAACACAACAAACCUUUGUGUUCCAUGCUCAUUUUGCUUUAAAUUUGUGAUGACGAUUUAGUAGAUAAUCAGUUGGUUAAGAACUGUGUGAAGGACAAAACUUAAAGGUAGUGUGAAAAACAUUGAUCAGAAAACGUAGACUUAGGAUAAAUGGUUAAGACAGAAGGUCAACAUAUGGAAAGUGGACAUAGGAUCAAGUUUAAAAUGUAUUUUUGUAAUAAUUUUUUUUCUUAUACAUGUAUUGAUCUUCAAAAAUGUUCACAAAUUCAUGGUUUGAGCAAUUUUUCUGCUGUCAAAAUUUUCCAUGUUCACUUCUGAUGUCUUUCGAACUUUUUUUCUGGAAUUAUUUUCAUUUUCACACAAAAUAAAGUUAGGAAGCGAUCGAUUGACUUGUGGCCGAGAUAGAUUUUUUUGUUGAUAUUUUAGCUAAAAGAAAUAAGCAUUAUGAUACAAAGUCUGGUGCAAGAGAUCCAGUACAACAACGUAGCAUUGGAUCGGUGUUUUUAUACUUUUUAUAUUAUGAUAUAAUGCCUCCAUUUCAUAUAAAACUGUAGAAAAGUUUUCAAAUCUGCAGAAAUUCGAAAAGUUGAUGAUAUACCUUACGUCCUGUGUUUGAAUUAUAUACAGGAGAUAUGUAUUGACCAAAGUGUUUAUUACGGUGUAAACAUUCUUGAAUUUCGGUUAUACAUGCACGUGGUUGUCUUAUUACUUUGUUUUUAUCUCAAUUUUCUCACUGCACAAUUAUGGUUGAAUGAAUGUUGAUGGUGUUAUAAUGAUAUGAAAUUCAAGAAUAUUUACCGAAAUCAUUUUUCUUCGUCUUCAUUUCUAAAGAUAUAUUGUGUUUUGAGUUUGUGUGAUUAAGUGUUAUAUAUUAUAUAUAAACUGUUGUAAUAUCUAUAUAUAUAAAGUAUAUAAUCUAUAUAUAUAUAUAUGUAUAUAUAUAUAUAUAUAAAUCUACCAAUGUAUAUAUUACAUUUUUGUUUUCUAAAUGUUAAGCGUUUGCUUUACAAUACUUUCAUCUGUAGACGUUACUGUGGAAACAAAUAUUCAGUAUUUUUACCGAAAAUCCUGUUAUAUAACUAAUGCGAUGUUCAAACCAUCACAAAUGAAGUAUGUCCGUUUUUGUUCUAGUGUACAAAUAUGAUUAUAACCGUCUCGAUUGACCAUAUUUCCAUAGUUAUGUUCGAAAAAAGCUGUUACAAAAUUAUGACGAUGUCUCAAAUUAUGUGUAAAAUAGCUAAAUGUAUCUGUAUGGCCAGGCCAGGUAAAGAAGGAUUAUCAGAAAGUUAGGAUAGCUAAAUAUCAUGUGAUUCUUCCUCAUUAUAUUUACGAUAUGGUUGUCUAUGUAAAUACGUAAUGACACCUGAGAAAAUUUCAUUAUCGAGUUAUAAAACACAUUUUUACUUGGGCAUACAAUACAUAAUUACGUUUUAGUAUGACAGUUAUUAUGGCUCAAAAACUGUCAUUACUUGGGUGUAGUCUAUGUUUAGUGCCAGACGCCUUAAAUUCAUCAUGAGUUCUCUGAACACUAAUCGGUAUAAAAUUGAUUGUUUUGGACGACGUAGUUUGUGAAACAAGAAGUUUGAUAUGUCUUAUUGAGGAUCUGAAUCAGCCAAAAUUGAAACAACCUGUAUUUAUUGUUAAUAUAUCGAUGACGAUGAUAUUCGAGACAUACUUUAAACCUUCAAGUGUUUGUUAUUGGUUCAGUUCAUCGUAAAUUUACAAGACAAACAGAUUUUUGCAGAUUCCUGUUUCUGUGGUUUGAUGUUUUGAAACUAAGAACGUUAGUACUGAAAAUAUCAAAUACUUCUAUUAGAUAGUUCACGUGGUUACAUUUCAUCAGCACGAAAGUGAAAGAUAUGAUUAGAUGCAUGUCAAUUAAAGAAUGGUUCUUUAUGUGCUUUUUACGAUACUUGCAAAUAGAAUUGAAUACCAUUUGCGAUACACCAAUUUCUAAAAACUUGGAAUCCAUCGUUGACAAUAAUGAAGAAAAAUCGGAGCUAUUCAUUCAUAAUCAAUACGUUUGGAUAGUCGUUUAUUUGUAGGUAAAUCCUCUUGUAAUUGCAUGAGAUUAUGUGAAAAUCUUAAGAGCAUCAUGCCCAUAAAGAAGUUGGUGUAUUCAAAACGUAAUGUCUCGACUAGGCAGUAGAAGUUUGAUUAAUGGGACAUCGAUGGGUGUUUAAUGGCAUAGGAAAGGACCGAGGAACACAACUACUUUUAACAUUUAUUUCCAAUUAAACCUUAUGCUUUAUGAACGGAACGAACGCUAAUAAUUAUAACUUUCAUUUCCAAAUAAAACCUUGUGAUUUCAACCUUACCUAGAAAAGGAUUUUUAACCUAACUGACAUGAAUAAUUAUAGUAUUUUAUUUUCUUAAAUCUUACUAGUUUAACUUUAUCUAUAAACGGAAUUUUUAACGUAACAGUUACUGAUAAUUGUAACUUUUGUUUCUUUAAAACAUUUUGAUUUCAACCUUAUCUAGAAAAUAAUUCGGACAUAAACAACACUUAAAAUUAUACCUCAGCGUCAUCCCCGUAGUAAAACAAAUAACAUUUAAAGAUCAUUUUCUUUAAAGAGAAAUUCAUUUUAAUUGUUUUAGUCGAUAUUUUUAAAUAUUGUUUGAUACUGCAAUAGUUUGCUAUAAAACGUAAAUGAAAUAUAUUUUAAAAUAGUCUGGGACUUUGUUUGUUAGGUUGUAACUAUUUCCCUCUUAAUCAGUGUGACGUCAUACAGUAUUGAUCAUAAGCUCAUGUAUUGUAUGCUUGCGGGAAGGAUGGGAAUGGAAUGUGUCAUAUUCGUGUAUUUGUCUUCAAAAUAUAUGCUAUAAGACACUUGAUACGUGUUAUAAACACCUUAGUUCAUAACGGAAUAUUUUUAUGCGUGACAAUGUUAUAAAAAAGGGCUUGAAAUCCGUUUUAAACAGUAUUUUGUUUGUUACACUAGCCAAAUGUUAUUAUGAGUGUACUUAUCAUUGUACAACCUUUAUUGCAACUGAAAAUAAAUUUUCUGUUUACGAUUACACCUAAAGAUACAUUUUCUGUUUACGAUAACACCUGAAAAUAAAUUAACAUUUUAUGAUUACACCUGAAGAUACAUUUACAAUUCAAGAUUACACCUAAAGAUACAUUUACAAUUGAUGACUACACCUGAAGAUACAUUUCAAAUUCAAUCAUGAUUACACCUAAAGAUACAUUUUCUGUUUACGAUUACACCUGAAAAUAAAUUUACAUUUUAUGAUUACACCUAAAGAUACAUUUACAAUUCAAGAUUACACCUAAAGAUACAUUUACAAUUUAUGGUUACACCUGAAUAUGAAUAUACAGUUUUAUUAUUAAUAAUGCACCUGAAAGUGUGUUUAUUGUCUAAUCUUGGUUUUUGAAGUUAACUGUUAACCAAAGUAUGAAAAAGCAUUAAACAUUAGGGACACCUGUCCUAACCUCAGUUUUCUGCCAAAAAUGAUAAAUAUUUUACACCAUUUUCUUUUGAAUCGACAGUCCUGUGAAUUUUCUUGACAAAAAACAUAAGGUAAACUAUCGCAAUAUUGAUUUUAUGACAUAUAAUUACGAGGGCUUGUUAGUAAUGAAAAAAUAAGAUAUCAAUACUUUAGAAAUGUCCUGAACAAAUGUUAUUUACGAAAUAUAGGAAAAAUCCAUAUAUAGCUAUAUUGAUAUUUUUUAAACGAUAAGACAUUAAAUUAUUUGAAAUGAAAGUUACACUGUUCUUCCAUUUGCAAGACACGGGUUUGGUUUGUUAUAUUUUCAAAUAGCAUAUUAUUUUGUAGAUAAGAAUAUUAUAUAUUGUGUAUCAGCGAAAUUUAAGUGAAUGGGGAGGAAGAGUCCAUGAUGUCACCUUAUCAACUUUAUUUUGUCUAUUUAUAUGGUUUCCAUUGUACCAAAUACAUGACGUCCUCAACUUAUGUGUACACACACAAUUGACGUCAUCAAUGUAUACCAUUAAUUUUUGUUUUCCCUUUUUCAUAUUGACAAAAUAUAUAUGUUCAUUAAUUAUUCUGUAAUAUCGUUACAACUUCUUUGUUGACUAAUAAAAAAAAUGGAGUAUA
Ylistrum balloti is the source of this 9273-nucleotide messenger RNA. Its product is annotated as diacylglycerol kinase beta-like. Gene Ontology annotation, cellular component: plasma membrane. The coding region runs from base 437 to 2974 and encodes 845 amino acids. Lineage: Eukaryota; Metazoa; Mollusca; Bivalvia; Pectinida; Pectinidae. The record is from RefSeq and is a predicted model, not a curated record. Gene Ontology annotation, biological process: diacylglycerol metabolic process; intracellular signal transduction; lipid phosphorylation. Gene Ontology annotation, molecular function: calcium ion binding; ATP-dependent diacylglycerol kinase activity. The transcript is spliced from 30 exons.